CUCUGUUGCCCAGGCUGGAGUGCUAUGGCGCGAUCUCGGCUCACUGCAACCUCCCCGCCUCCUAGGUUCAAGUGAUUCUCCUGCCUCAGCCUCCUGAGUAGUUGGGACUACAGGCGCCCACUACCGUGCCUGGCUAAUUUUUGUAUGUUUAGUAGAGACGGGAUUUCACCAAGUUGGUCAGGCUGGUCUUGACCUCCUGACCUCAGGUGACCCACCCGCCUCGGUGUCCCAAAGUGCUGAGAUUACAGGCGUGAGCCACCGUGCCCGGCCUUGUAUCCACAUACAUUUAGAAGAGAGCUGUUUGUGGAUGAAUGGAAUAGUAAGCCAUCAGCCUAGGCCUGCAUAGGGGUAGUUUGAACUGUGCUCCUGCUAAAAACACACGGCCACCCCCACCCAGGGCUCCAGACCAGAGUGGACCUUCUGUCUGUCUGUCUGUCUGUCUGCUGCCCACAUUGUAAUAGCUCAGUGGGUUCAUUUUGCCCUCUGCCCAGAUAGAGUUGAUUUAUCAAGACAGGGGAAUUGCAAUAGAGAGUUUAAUUCACGCAGAGCCAGAUGAAUGGGAGACUGGAGUUUUAUUAUUACUCAAGUCGGUUUCUCCAAAAAUUCGAGGACUGGGUUUUUUGUUUUGCUUUUUUGUUUUUUUUUUUUUAAUGAACUCUUGCUCUGUCACCCAGGCCGGAGUGCAGUGGCGCGAUUUCGGCUCACUGCAACCUCCACUUCCCUGGUUCAAGCGACUCUCCUGCCUCAGCUUCCUGAGUAGCUUGGACUACACCACACCCGGCUAACUUUUGUAUUUUUAGUAGAGAUGGGGUUUCACCAUAUUGGCCAGGCUGGUUUUGAACUCCUGACCCUGUGAUCCGCUCGCCUGGGCCUCCCAAAAUGCUGGGAUUACAGGCUUGAGCCACCGCGCCUGGCCAGGACUGGUUUUUUUUUUAAAGGAUAAUUUGGCAGGUAAGGGUCCAGGGAGUGAGGAGUACUGAUCGCUGGGGUUGAAGCUGAAAUCAUAGGAUGUCGAAGUCGCCCUCUUGCGCUGAGCGGGUUCCUGGGUAGAGGCCACAAGACCAGAUGAGCCAGUUAAUUAGUCUGGGUGGCGACAGCUGAGCCAUUGAGUGCAGGGUCUGAAAAAUAUCUCGAGCACUCAUGUUAGGUUUUACAAUAGUGAUGUUAUCUCGAGGAGCAAUUGGGGAGGUUUAGAAUCUUGUGGCCUCUGGCUGAAUAACACCUAAACUAUAAUUUCUAAUCUUGUGGCCAGUUUUUUAGUCCUAUAAAGGCAGUCUGGUCCCUAGGCAAGAAGGGGGUUUGUUUCUGGGAAAGGGCUGUUAUCAUCUUUGUUUCAAAGUUAAACUAUAAACUAAGUUCUUCCCAAAGUUAGUUCAGCUUAUGCCCAGAAGAAUGAACAAGAACAGCUUGGAGGUUAGAAGCAAGAUGAAGCCGGUUAGGUCAGACCCCUUUCACUGCUGUAAUUUCCCCACUGUUAGAAUUUUUGCAAAGGUGGUUUCGACAUUGUACCUCGAUUCUCAGGGCUCUGCCUCCUGCACACAUUUUAGUGCUCAGAUUACCUAGAUGUCUUUAGCCUCACUCGUGAACCUGUGCCAGAGUUGGAAAAUUAACAAUUUGAUGUCAACUGUCCACAGUGAUGAGGCUGGUAUGCUGUCCUACGUUCUGUUUGAAGAGCUGAUGCGAUGUGACAAAGAUUCCAUGAAAGAUGGAAAUCUGUCAGAGGAGGAAAAAUUGUUUCUCUCAUAUUUUCCUUUGCACAACUUUGAGCUAGAACAGAACAUCAAAGAACUUAACACCCUUGUGGACCAAGUUGACACCACUCACAAGUUGCUCACCAAGACCAGCCUGGUGGCCAGCUCUUCCGGGGCUGUUUCUGGGGUCAUGAACAUCCUGGGUUUGGCCCUAGCACCUGUGACAGCAGGAGGCAGUCUCAUGCUCUCAGCAGCUGGGACAGGGUUGGGGGCAGCAGCUGCCAUCACCAACAUAGUAACAAAUGUCUUAGAAAAUAGAAGCAAUUCAGCAGCAAGAGACAAAGCCAGCCGACUGGGGCCUCUGACAACAUCACAUGAGGCUUUUGGAGGAAUAAAUUGGUCUGAAAUCGAGGCUGCUGGCUUUUGUGUUAAUAAGUGUGUAAAAGCUAUCAAGGGCAUCAAGGAUCUUCAUGCCUACCAGAUGGCCAAAUCCAACUCUGGCUUCAUGGCUAUGGUCAAGAAUUUUGUGGCCAAGAGACACAUCCCUUUCUGGAGGGCUAGAGGGGUGCAGAGAGCCUUUGAGGGCACAACUCUGGCCAUGACCAAUGGUGCCCGGGUGAUGGGUGCUGCUGGGGCUGGCUUCUUACUUAUGAAAGACAUGAGCAGCUUCCUGCAGAGCUGGAAGCACCUGGAGGAUGGGGCAAGGACGGAGACAGCAGAGGAACUGAGGACACUUGCUAAGAAGCUGGAGCAGGAGCUGGAUUGGCUCACCCAGCACCACCGGCACCUGCUGCAGAAGGCGAGCCAGACCUGUUCCAGCUCCCGGGGCAGGGCUGUUCGAGGAUCCCGUGUGGUUAAACCAGAAGUAGGAAGGCAGCGAAUAACACAGACGUGGUCUUGCUCUUCUAAAAGCUUACCAUGGGGGUGGGGGGGCGACGAAUGCUAAACGGACACAUCAGUGCAUAACUACAGCUGUCCCUUCUGCAAAGAGAGGACUUGCCGCACACCCCUGACAUUAACUAGGCGCCCUCUGUUCUUCCCAGAAUUGCGUUCUGUUCUCUCAAAGCCCUGACCAUAA
This is a messenger RNA of Pan troglodytes (chimpanzee), 2769 nucleotides long. RefSeq names its product apolipoprotein L5 (gene APOL5). Gene Ontology annotation, biological process: lipoprotein metabolic process; lipid transport. The coding region runs from base 1564 to 2637 and encodes 357 amino acids. Lineage: Eukaryota; Metazoa; Chordata; Mammalia; Primates; Hominidae. The transcript has a single exon. Gene Ontology annotation, molecular function: lipid binding. The record is from RefSeq and is a predicted model, not a curated record. Gene Ontology annotation, cellular component: extracellular region; membrane.